UUCUUCUAUCUCAUUCAUCUCUAUCUUUGCAUUUACAUACAUAGGUGCAUAAACUAGCCCCCCCCCCCUCUCUCUCUCUCUCUAGGUUUUUUUUUACAUUUUUUCUACACUAUAGUUUGCAGUUUGCACUCUUCAAUGCUUUUGUUAUUCUUGAGGUUCUCAUAGGACAAGGCAACUACAAAUCCUGCAAAGAAGUUGUCAAAAAUGUUUGAAUUUUUGAAGAUUUUGACAGAUAUAUGUAAAGUUUCAUAUGGUGGCUCUGUUUGAUUUAUGUAAGGUUCCUAUGCUUAUUAAGACAAGCAUUUUCUAAUUGUUUUCUAAAUGGAGAAUGAUGUGUACACUGCUCAAAUGAACAUGGAAGAUAUCACACAACAUCUAACACAAAAGCCACUCAUUCAUUACUAUUCAUUUGACCUUAACAACCAAAACAACAUCAUAAAUGGAAUUCCAAUACUUUCUGGUGGAGAACAAGAUCAACAUGUUGAUGGUAGUUUCAUGAAUCAAGUUACCAUAGCUGAUAAUUCAUUUGUUACAUCACAACAAGGAAGGACUAUUGUGGAAAAUCCCUCAAAUCUCAUUGUUAAUAACAAUGACUUUUCGGUUCCGGCUAGAAUCGGUCUUCAAGAAAAUUUAGAAGCAAUAGUUCCAUACAUAUUCAAUAAUUGGCAUGAUACUUCAAACUCAAACCCUUUGUGUGCAACUUUUGGUGAUAAUAAUAGCUAUGUUAACAAGUUUUUGAAAGCUCAAGAGAGUAAUGUUGGAACCGAAUUCAUGUCAUAUUCGCCGAUAGGGAACAUUGAUCCAAAUGGAUGGCAAUCAUCAAAUGUUGCUAACUUAACGAAUCUCGCUUAUAGUUCCUCGAAUUGUAGCAAUGAGCUUUCACUAAGUCUUGCAACAUCUCCAACUUCAGUUCAAUGCUCAGAGAUUAGUUGUUCUGACUUAACUCAUAGCAUGAAUGGAACAAGAUCAGGUUUGGAACAAGCCUCAUGUAGUAGUAUGGAACUUUCUAUGAGUUUAGGGAAUGAUAAACAUGUCAAGUUUUCGCCCGCAAUAUUAGGAUCAAGAUACCUUGCUGUAAUUCAGGAAAUACUUGUUCAAAUUGCAACAUUUUCAUUUGAAAAUCUUGAUGAGAUAAACUAUUCCGGUUCUGGUGUUAGAGGCCGAGGAAAUAAAUCAACUUCGUCAAACACAACCAAGCGAAGGAUAGGAAUAAAUCGCGACGAGAGUCCUAUGUCAGAAGCUUAUGCUGAUUCUUCAUUGCAAAGGCAUGCUGUUGAAUCAAAGCAAUCUCAACUCUUGAUGCUUCUACAGAUGGUGGACAGUCAAUAUAGUCAAUGUUUGGAUGAGAUUCACACUGUCGUAUCUGCAUUUCAUGCUGCUACUGAGCUCGAUCCACAAAUACACGCGCACUUUGCUGUCAAAACGGUUUCUCGACUAUAUAAGGACUUGAGAGAGAGGAUUAGCAAACAUAUUCUUUCCAUGGGAUCAAAUUUUAACAGUUCAUGGUCAGAAGAGGAUAAGGAAUUAUCUGUUGAAACUUCAUUCAUUCAAAAGCAAUGGGCUCUUCAACAGUUGAAAAGGAAAGAUCAGUUAUGGAGGCCCCAAAGGGGCUUGCCAGAAAGAUCUGUUUCCGUUCUACGUGAUUGGAUGUUUCAGAAUUUCCUCCAUCCGUAUCCUAAAGAUGCAGAGAAGCAUUUACUUGCAAUAAAAAGUGGGUUGACUAGAAGUCAGGUAUCAAACUGGUUUAUUAAUGCGCGUGUUCGGCUAUGGAAACCAUUGAUUGAGGAAAUGUAUGCUGAAAUGAAUAGAAGAAAAGCUUGUCGAAAUGAAGGAGAAAAUGAGAGCAGUGAAAGAAGCAGGAUAAGCAUUAACAAUCAAAUGUUUGAUAUGAAUUGAAGGUGAAGAAAGUAAUAUAUUAUAAUAUCUUGCUAUUAAUUUUGGAUCAUGUAAGAAACACAAAACAUGAAUUGUGUAUAUUGCUCUACUUAGUGAAGCAUUACUAUAUUAUAUGAGGAGUUAAAAUUCUCUUAAAAAA
Molecule: messenger RNA, 2035 nt
Organism: Medicago truncatula (barrel medic)
Lineage: Eukaryota; Viridiplantae; Streptophyta; Magnoliopsida; Fabales; Fabaceae
Product: homeobox protein ATH1
Exons: 6
Coding region: 322-1896 (524 amino acids)
Biological process (GO): regulation of DNA-templated transcription
Molecular function (GO): DNA binding
Source: RefSeq, a predicted model, not a curated record